AUGGGCCUCUUCACUACCACCGUCAGCUACUUCGUCUUUAGCGGGCUGCACCUUGUGUGCUUCGCCCUCGCCCUCGCCGUCUGCGGUCUGUACGGCCGCGACAUUCACCACGCGAACCAGCUGGACAAAUAUGCCGACUCCAAAUGGGUCUACGCCGUCGUCGUCGGCGCCUUAUCUGCCGUGACGUGCGUGGUAUACUUUGUGCCCCUGGUCCUUCGCCACGCCGGCAUUAUUGCAGCCGCGUGGAACUUUGUGCUCUUUAUCCUGUGGAUUGCCGUCUUUGGCGUCUUCGGCUCGAUGUUCAUCAAGGAGGAUCCCGAGGGCGACGGCGACGUCAAGCGCAUGAAGAGCGCCGUCUGGGUUGACCUCGUCAACGCCCUGCUCUGGCUGAUUUCGGCCCUGGCCGCCGCUGGCUACUGGUGGAAGAAUCGCGACACACGAUCGCAGUUCACCGGACGCGCGCACGUGUAA
Hirsutella rhossiliensis is the source of this 471-nucleotide messenger RNA. RefSeq lists its product as uncharacterized. The record is from RefSeq and is a predicted model, not a curated record. Lineage: Eukaryota; Fungi; Ascomycota; Sordariomycetes; Hypocreales; Ophiocordycipitaceae. Bases 1 to 471 code for a protein of 156 amino acids. The transcript has 3 exons.